Eutrema salsugineum is the source of this 744-nucleotide messenger RNA. Its product is annotated as F-box/kelch-repeat protein At4g38940-like. NCBI's taxonomy places the organism in Eukaryota, Viridiplantae, Streptophyta, Magnoliopsida, Brassicales, Brassicaceae. The record is from RefSeq and is a predicted model, not a curated record. The transcript has a single exon. Gene Ontology annotation, molecular function: protein binding. Bases 1 to 744 code for a protein of 247 amino acids.
AUGCCUUACCGUGGAAGCUUUGUCGCGGUGGGUCCGAGGAUAUAUAUGUUUGGUGGGGACCAGAAAAAUAUUGCGUUAAGCAUCGACUGCAUAUCUCACACGGUGCAAACCCUCCCCAGCAUGCAUGUGCCCAUGUCUAAUUCAUCCGCUAACAUCAUCAACGGGAGAAUCUACGUAAUUGGAUAUUGCGAUAAUAAUAGAGGGAAGAACGUGAUGGUGGUGUUCAAUACAGCAACACAAAUGUGGGAGCAUGAGAUUAUAAAGAUAGACUUUGGCCUAGCUUACACGUGGCUUCGUUGUGUGGUGAUGGCUGAUAAGAUUUACAUGAGGGAUUAUUAUAACAGCUUUGUUUACGACCCAAAGAAAAGUAUAUGGGAAACGGACGAGAUGUUGAAUUCUAAAAAGUGGAUGAAUGGGUGUGUAGUUGAUGACGUAUUGUACUACCACUAUCGGCAUGAGAACGAGAUAAGAGCUUAUGAUCCAAAGCAAAGGUGUUGGAGUGUUGUGAAAGGUUUGGAAGAGUUGUUGUCUGAGACGACAAAUUCAUUGGUUUCAAGAACUGUGAGUUACUGUGGGAAACUGGUUUUGUUUUUUGGUAAAAGAUCUUCUUGGAAGGUUCGUUGUGCGGAGAUUUUGAUGGAAAGACGUCAAGGAGGAGAGCUUUGGGGUAAAGUUGAGUGGUAUGAUCAUGUUUUGACUGGUGUGAAUUUUUACUGGAGUAAAGCUUUAGCCGUUGUAGUUUGA